AUGCCGGAGCCUGUCCACUUCUACCGCGCCAUGACAGACACAAUGUCAGAGACGGAACCUUUGCAGUCAAGGCGCUUUAUCGUUGGGCUGGAUUUUGGAACCAGCUUUUCGUCUGUGUCGGUCCUCUGCCUGAAUGAUCCGCAACUUCAGAGUUCGCAUGCGGUGCUUUCGGAUAUAUGGAAUAUCUGUAAUUACCCUGAGGCACCUUCGUAUCACAACGACAACCGAAUUGAAGUCCCCACGGAAUGCUUCUAUCCUGGCGGAGUGCCAAAACAUCGCAAACCUGUCACUCAUUUGAAGAUGACCUAUGAAGGCGAGGCACUGAGCAAUGAAGAUCAAUUCGAACAGCGGAACGACGAACACACCGAUGGCGCUCUGGUGGAUUCUGCAAUGAAUGACAUCGACGAAUACGAGUAUAUGGACAUAGACAACCAGCUUGGCGAGUAUUACUGGGGAUAUGAGGUGCAGGGAGCAAUGAUGCGUCAUGACGACCUGUCUGCCUGCAAGCCUCGGCGCCUUUGUCGAUUCAAGCUGCUUCUUGAUCAGAGCAACCUGACCCGAAACAUACGAGCGAAUCUCUCAUCGAGGCUGGACAAGAUUCAAGAAGAAGGGGUGAUAAGCAAAGAACGGGAAGUGGACAUUAUUGCGGAUUACCUAUACUCGCUCUUUCAACACACACGAGAGCAGAUGCGGGCAAAAUACGGCUAUACUAGCGGAGAACAAGUGGAAUUUGCAUUGUGUAUCCCCGCUAUCUGGACUAGGAAGGCCUGUCGGAUAAUGCAAAGAGCCAUGACGGCCGCUUUGCAUUGGGCAGAGUUUCUGACCGAAGCGUACCAUGAUGUCGAUGAUCUAUUCAUUAUUCAUGAGCCAGAGGCGGCGGCGGCGUAUGUGCUGGCCUACUUCCCAGAUUUCAAGGCUGGCGAAUCCUUCGUGCUUCUUGAUGCCGGUGGUGGGACUGUCGAUGCAGUUACCUAUAAGAUCGCGCAUACUGUACCACUGAAAUUGGAAAUGGAGGCUGUACCUCCUGCAGGCGAUCUUUGUGGCUCGACCUACCUUAAUGAGCGGUUUGAGGAGUUAAUAAGGGGUCGCCUCGAGGACGAGAGCUAUCUGGAAAACAAAGAAAUGAAGAUUCACAAGGCAACCCAAGAGUUCGAAGACAAACUAAAACGAACAUUCGAUCCUUCGAAACAAAGAGCUACAGAUACUUUGGAGAUCGAUGGCCUACGGGCAAACAGAGACAAAGGGUUCGGCCCUCACAGGAUGUAUAUCUCCAGCUAUACGUACGAGCGAAGGAAUCAAAUGCAGCAAAUAUUCAGCGACUGUCUUGAAAGAACGUCGCGUCUGAUGCUACAGCAACUCGAACAGGCACGUGAGAAGGAUAUCCUCGUUAAAAAAGUUAUUCUAAUCGGGGGGUUUGCGGCAUCUCCCGCACUUUUCCACCACCUUGACGAUAAACUCAGAGAAUACUCACUAGAGAAUGGCAGAGACAUACGACUACUUCAACGUCUCAGAUUUCCAGCAGCGGCAGUUUCAUCCGGUGCAAUUCUACAGGCCUUACGAAAAGACAACGGCCCUGCGCGGACCACAUUCUCCAGCUUUGGUAUCCUGCAGGAUGAACCAUAUGACCCAAAAAAUGCGGCCCAUGUCGCGCAACCACGGGCCCGGAAAAGCCACAACAUCACUAAGAAGUCCUACAUACAUGAAACGAUUUCUUGGUUCGUGAAUAAAGGUGAGGUACUAAAGCCCCAACAGGAAUUCAUCAUUCCAUCCAAGUUCUUUUUCACAGGAUCUUCCAACCAAUUCCUUUGCAAGGAAAUCCUCUAUGUGUCAGAUGGGAGUCAUAGAAGUAGCUAUCAGAAGGACCAUCCGGAGAACAUAGGGUAUGAGGAGGCAGGUACGAUCUUUGUCGAUAUGACGGAUCUGAAAACCCGAGGCCUUGUGGAUCGGAAGCUAGUACGACGAAAUAGAUUCUAUAAGCAGCGCCCUAAGAAAUACUACGAGGUGGACCUUGACCUCGUGAUUUUUGUGGACGGUCGCAAUCUACGUUUCGAGGCACGUUAUCCUUGCGGGUCGACAGGUGACGACUGUGUGCGAGUACGAGGCCGCUUCUGUAUUGCAUCAGCCUUCUUGGACGAGCCCAAAUUGUCAGGAUACGCUGAAGGUUAA
Aspergillus tanneri is the source of this 2166-nucleotide messenger RNA. RefSeq names its product Hsp70 family protein. Lineage: Eukaryota; Fungi; Ascomycota; Eurotiomycetes; Eurotiales; Aspergillaceae. Gene Ontology annotation, molecular function: ATP binding; ATP-dependent protein folding chaperone. Bases 1 to 2166 code for a protein of 721 amino acids. The record is from RefSeq and is a predicted model, not a curated record. The transcript is spliced from 8 exons.